AUGUCAUUCGACGACACAACAGCGUUCGUGCAGCCCACGGUCUCCAUUGCCCGGUCGGCUGAAAACAAUCGCCAGGGUCGUUUGCUGUGUGACCAAAAAUCGCGCCAUAACAACAACCACAACAAGAUAGACAGCGCUUGCAACACAAACAACAAAGUGAUGCCGCCGACAACACAACAACAACAGGCGGAUGUCUUUUUUGAUGGACGAACCACCUUUGCCCUCGUGGGCGGCCAAUCGCUCUUGAUUCUGGGAAGCAUUGCCGUGGCAGCCUUGGUGGGCACUCCUCGCUUUGGGCUGGGACCGGGAUUCGACCUCAGUUGGUCUGCCGUCGGCACCGGUGUCUUGCUGACACUGCCACUGGGAAUUCUGGCGGCUCUGUUGGAUUUGGUCGAAAAACGAUUCCAAGCCCUCAAGGAUGUCACCAAAGCCACACAACGGAGUGUUCUGGCAUUGUUGGGAGGUGAAUUCAAACCAGUCAUUGCCUUGAUCACAUCGUUGGCAUUGGGAUGUGUCGCUGGACUCGGUGAAGAAAUGCUCUUUCGAGGGGUUUUGCAAUUUGAACUGUCGGCACGAUUUGGGGAAGUCCUUGCCAUUGGCUUGUCCUCGGUCAUUUUUGGGCUCUUGCAUGCCGUGACACCCUCUAUGCCAUUCUGGCAACUUUAG
Molecule: messenger RNA, 666 nt
Organism: Seminavis robusta
Lineage: Eukaryota; Bacillariophyta; Bacillariophyceae; Naviculales; Naviculaceae
Source: the annotation of a GenBank genome assembly